AUGCCCAAUCAACUAGAGGCAUUCUCACCCAAGGUGGUCGCCGUAGUAUGUUUUUACAUUGUCGCUGCGUUGGUUAUGGUCUUGGUAAACAAGGCCGUCCUCAACCAAACGCCUGACCUUCCGUUUACCUUCCUGUGCAUCCAAUUUUGCAUAGCAGUCCUUCUAUUACGCGCGCUCGUCCUCAUCUCCGACUCCCCGCUGCACCGAAUAAUACGCUUCCGACUGGAGCUGCCUGUGCUAGAUCGUGCGACCGCCACAAAGCUCAUACCCCUUCUGUGUGUCGGAUUCAUCGGCUUGGUGUUCAACACACUUUGUUUAGCCAAGGUUGACGCCACAUUCUUCCAAAUUACACGUGGACUUCUCCUCCCGUUCACAAUACUGGUAUCGUCGCUGGUCACCCGAUCUUUCCCAGCCAAGACGGUCAUCGCUGCAACCGUUGUCGUCACCAUUGGUUUCAUCGUGGGUUCCGCAGAAUCAUUCUCUUCGUAUGCCAUUGAUCCAGAGGCGCUCCGAGCAGUCUUCUAUGGUCUCAUCUCAUGCCUCGUUCUCGCGAUCUACACUGUCAUGAGCAAGGUCGCGACCACCACAAUGAAGCACUCUGUUUUCGUCAUCUCUUACUGGGGAAACCUUGGGAUGGCAACCAUGACCCUGCCGCUCAUAAUCUGCAACGGGGAAAUCGCUGUGUUCCAGCAACGAAUAGCCAACCCCGAGCAAGAGUGGACCACUUUCGUCGUCGGGUGUGGCGUCACCGGCAUUUUCGGAUUCCUCUUGAGCCUGGCGAACAUUCUCUCGAUCAAGGUGACCAACCCGACAUCGCACAUGUUCUCCGCGGCCGCCAAAACCGUCAUUCAAACUCUGAUUGGCGUCCUGUUUUUUGGGGACCUGCUUGAUGUGUCUCGUGCGACCGGCAUCCUCCUCAUUACCGCGGGGACAAUAUUCUACACAUGGGCCCAAAUACGCCCACACCCGCAGCAGCCAUCUUACGAAGCAGUUCCGACCCUAGAUGAUGUUGAGAAGCAGACUGGCGAGACAGAUGACGAAGAGGACGAUGAUAUAGAAAAGGACUUGACUGAGAUGAAGAUUAGAUAG
This is a messenger RNA of Mycena indigotica, 1089 nucleotides long. RefSeq names its product TPT domain-containing protein. Gene Ontology annotation, cellular component: Golgi apparatus. The record is from RefSeq and is a predicted model, not a curated record. Gene Ontology annotation, molecular function: antiporter activity. The coding region runs from base 1 to 1089 and encodes 362 amino acids. The transcript has 5 exons. Gene Ontology annotation, biological process: GDP-fucose import into Golgi lumen; protein O-linked glycosylation via fucose. Lineage: Eukaryota; Fungi; Basidiomycota; Agaricomycetes; Agaricales; Mycenaceae.